CACUCACACCGCAAGUUUACCAUCAUGUGUCUGAAACUCUAGUUACAGAGGAAAUAUGGUGCAGGACGGCGAAGAUCUAAGCCAUGGACAAUCAAUCUGGGGACGCAAAUCUCUUCGCUCACUUGGCGUUUUUAUGGUUCUGCUGGUCCUGUGCCUGUGUUACUACAUCCUCCCCUAUGAAUUUUCAGAUGCCUGGACAUCGACAGUUAGAUUAUUUAUUAAAGACAACAAUGUUUCAUUGACUACACCAUCAGCAGUGACUACCCAAGAACCGUGGAAGCCUCCAGAACCCUAUUGUGUGGCUUACCCAGCAAAGUAUCAUUUCAUCGUGAAUGAACCAGAGAAGUGCCAGAAGGAAAACCCAUUUGUGGUGUUGUUAAUACCAGUCGCUCCCAGCAACAAGGCUGCACGGGAUGCCGUCCGUUCAACGUGGGGUACAGAGAGGUUAGUGGGGGACAAGGUGGUGACCUUAUUAUUCCUACUAGGUGUCUCCACUUCAGAAGAUAGCCAAAAGCUUCAUGAAGAUCUGUGGAAGGAAAGCGAGCAGUAUCAUGACAUUGUGCAAAGUGAUUUCUGGGACAGUUACUACAAUCUCACCAUUAAGACAAUGGUAAUGAUGGAAUGGCUGACUGCUUACUGCCAGAACGCCUCGUACGUAAUGAAGGUUGACUCUGAUAUUUUCCUCAAUGUGAAAAACCUAGUGAGCCUGCUUCAGUCAGCACCAAAGCAGAACUAUAUGAGUGGACUCGUGGCUAGAGGAGCGGUGGUAUUGAGAAACCCCGAUUCUAAAUGGUACCUUCCGAAAACAACAUACGCCCCAGAUUUUUAUCCCCCCUAUGCUCUGGGCUUAGGAUAUGUCUUCUCUAUAGACCUGUCACAGAAACUUGUUGAAGCUGCCCAACUUGUUAAACCGGUUUACAUAGAAGAUGUAUUCCUGGGGUUGUGCAUGCAGCAUUUAGGAAUUGGUCUAACCAAUCCACCCAAUGGAGGUCUUUUCAAUGUAUUCCCUGUGGACUACAACCGAUGUCACUAUUCAAAACUCAUUGCCACAACAACACGUAGCUUGAAUGACCAAGUUGAGUUUUGGAAAAAAUUACAGAAGCCUGGUCCAUACUGCUAACUACAAAAAGCGGUGUAAGGGUCAGAAGAUGUACAAUAACUACGACUGAGUCGUGUAAAGAAACAAAGGCAAAACAUGUAUUAAUGAAGUGUCUGCUAAGAUGGGGAACAGAUAAAUAAAUGUUUGAAGACCAAGUAAAAAGUAGAUAACUUGAACUUGACAAACAACAGUUACUUUUUCAGUGUUUCUCCCCUAUUUUUUCUGUGAUGUUAUAAAUGUGUUAGUUCAUGAUAAUGGAUGUUUUGUAUACUUUAUGCUUUAUGCAAUGUACUUUACGCAAAGAGGGAAUAGAUUAAGAAAUUUUUUAAACAAAAUUUAUUGAUAUGGUUUUGAAAUUAUCAGUAAUCCAAAGCUUUCAAUGACUGCAGUACCUCGAAAGUGACUUCAUUUCUAUUCGUUAGGCUAAUUAAUAAACCCCCAGUUAAUGCUAGUUGUUAAAUAACAUAUUUUCACAGACUUACACAUAUAGUAAAGUAGAUAUUACCACAUAAUGAAAGGCUUUUUUAUUUUAUUUUAUUUUGUUUAAUUUUAUUUUAGUUUAUUUUAAUAAUUGCUCAUGGCUAACAAGCUGAAGGAUGACUUCAGUCAGUUAUGUUUACAGUAUAUUGUUCCAAAAUCAUUUAAAGUAAACAAUGAACAAAAUUUGGUAUUUAUUGUAGAUGUGAGUCUACUGUAGCACACCAGCCUAACAGUUGUAUGCAAGAUCUAUGCUGUAAAAAAAAUGCUGGAUUCCACACAAAUUAUUUGUGUUAGGACAACUUCAGUGUGUAAAAACAUGAACACAUAAUCUCCAGGAAAUACAUAUCUUUUUGCUCACAGAACCUGAACAAACUGGAACUGCAGCUCCUUCAUUCUAACAGAAAAUCUCCCAAAGGGCAUUUCAUCCAUUAUUUAGAAACACAAUCAGUUGUGCAUUGGUGAAUAUUAUGAAAUUGUUGACUCUGAUUUAUUGUUUGCUGAAAUUCUUUGUGGGCAGAUUGUGUUUUUCUGGACCACCAUGUCAAUAAUGACUUAUUCUAUUGACCUGACAGCACUUCUGAAGAUUUAGGACAAAUAGGACAUAUCAAUGGAGCCAUUUUUUAAGUAACAAUAUUUGACAUCCAUUUGUUUUUUAUUCACAGAAUGAACCCUACUCAGUCUCACUUCCAGCUUCUUCCAACCAAAAGUGAAUAAUUGUAUGCAAAAUAUCUAAUUUCAUUUUAUAAUGGUAUACAAAGCGAUCUUGUCUAUGUGAAACAACGGAGAGUAAGCCUGCAAUACUUGAAUAAUUAAUUUAUGGUAAUUAAAUAUUUAUGC
Danio aesculapii is the source of this 2416-nucleotide messenger RNA. Its product is annotated as beta-1,3-galactosyltransferase 2. Gene Ontology annotation, cellular component: membrane. Gene Ontology annotation, molecular function: N-acetyl-beta-D-glucosaminide beta-(1,3)-galactosyltransferase activity. The transcript is spliced from 2 exons. The coding region runs from base 56 to 1120 and encodes 354 amino acids. NCBI's taxonomy places the organism in Eukaryota, Metazoa, Chordata, Actinopteri, Cypriniformes, Danionidae. The record is from RefSeq and is a predicted model, not a curated record.